Molecule: messenger RNA, 931 nt
Organism: Myotis davidii
Lineage: Eukaryota; Metazoa; Chordata; Mammalia; Chiroptera; Vespertilionidae
Gene: CEP15
Product: chromosome unknown open reading frame, human C3orf14
Exons: 6
Coding region: 280-663 (127 amino acids)
Source: RefSeq, a predicted model, not a curated record
UGCGUGGCCACGCCCAGGCCCGCCCUGAGACCCGGCGGUGCGCAGACGCUGUGCUUUUCCGGAAGAGGUCGGAGUGGGGUCCCGCCGCAUCACGGCGGGUGGGUCGCUGGACUUGCCCGAGCGGCUGAGGCGGCGGAGGGGUGGCCCCUCCACUUUUGCACCCAAUCAGAUGCCUUGCCUUCAGGAUCCCAGCCUCUCAGAGCACGUGCUGGACCUGCGCCCGGACUGGCCCGGGCUCUUCAGCCAAGCAGAAAGCCCAUAAGGCAGCUUUAACUAAAGAUGACUUCCUUGUUCGCUCAAGAAAUUCGCCUUUCUAAAAGACAUGAAGAAAUAGUAUCACAAAGAUUAAAGUUACUUCAGCAAAUGGAGAGUGAAUUUGAAGAUCAAAACAAGGAAAAGGCAUCUCAGAUUCAAGCAGCUGAGGCUGCUUUUAAAAGGAACCUUCGCCUUUUAAAGGAUAUAGAAGCCGCAGAAAAGUCUCUGCAGACCCGGAGUCACCCACUUCCACCACCUGAAGUGGUGUCUCUUGAGACUCUUUACUGGGCAUCAGUGGAAGACUAUAUUCCCAAAUGGGAACAGUUUCUUUUAGGAAGAGCACCAUAUCCUAUUGGUGUUGAAAAUCAAAAUGAAGCAGAAAAUACCAUUCGGAACAAGGCACAGUGAUAAGUUCUUCUCAUACUAGCUUUAAAAACGUGUUUAGUAAAGCUGAAUAUUAAAGAAUCUGCAGGCCGGAGGAACCGAGUAUGUGUUUAUGCCUCAUCACCUCCUCAAUGACAGUAAAGACAUGAGAAUCUACGGGCCAGUCUCAGAUUGUCCCUUAGAGACCCACUACUAUCUCAAGGUCAUGAAUUUGCUUUCGACCAAAUCCAUGCAAGCAUUAGAAACUGAUAUUGGAAGGCAGACUGCUGAUUAAAUAAAUUGCUAAAUUAGU